Messenger RNA from Desarmillaria tabescens, 1464 nucleotides. RefSeq lists its product as uncharacterized. Gene Ontology annotation, molecular function: nickel cation binding. Bases 407 to 1243 code for a protein of 278 amino acids. The record is from RefSeq and is a predicted model, not a curated record. Lineage: Eukaryota; Fungi; Basidiomycota; Agaricomycetes; Agaricales; Physalacriaceae. The transcript has 2 exons.
CUCUGCUUGUCUCUGCUGAUACAGCGGCCUGGGCCAGUGCUCUGGCCCCGUUGGCGUAAAGCUGCUCUUCCGCCGGCGUUGACUCAAUCGCCAAGGAGGAAUUUCCCCGACCUCUGAUGGGCUGCGGCCUUGACGUAGAAGGUGUACAAGAUAGGAAAGUACGGAGUUGUAAUACCGAAGGAGACACAGCUCGUCGUUGGUGUUGCGAUGAAGAGACGAGCGCCCUCGCUGCCCUCGACGACAUUAUUCUAGUCUAUAGCUUGGGCAAUGGGUGAUAAGAAUCAGAUUAUGAUGCGGUCCAGCGGCCGCGGUGGCCGACGUGAUUCAGAAUGGGCGGUUCAGAACGGAUCUUAUUUUGGACACGUGUGGAAUCAUCGGCUGCCACCGGAGCGACGACCUCGAAGUCAUGAACGACGACGACGAGACAUAUAUCCUGCUUUUGCUCUCUGAUAGCAAUCUCCCGACUGGCGCAUUCGUGGCAUCGUCGGGCCUCGAGUCAUACAUGAAGCAUGGCUUCGGAUCCAACGACCCUACGACGUUCAUCCGCGACAGCAUGGCCUCCUAUGCGCGAAGCGCGUUGCCAUUCGUCUCCGAUGCUCAUCGCCUUGUCUCUCUGUACCGCGAGCUCGAUGUACAAGGCAACAGUUCUGAUCAAGCGCUGUCGAAGCUCUUGGCGGAUAUCAUUACUCUCGAAGGGCUUUACGAAACUAUGACCCUCAAUCACGUCGCCAGACGGGCAUCAAAAUCCCAGGGAGUCGCCCUUUUGACGUUGUACUCAAAGGCCCUCUCUCCACCUUCGUCGUUCCCGCUAGAGCCCAACGCUAAGCGGGUCCAUGAACGAAUGUCAGCUUUCUUCACUCAGUUCAAGACGCUGGUCAGACGAGAAGAUACACACGGGCAUCUACCAACGUGCUGGGGAGCAUUGACAGCCGCGCUAGGGCUGACUCUAGAACGGUCCUGCUAUCUUCACCUUUUCCUUCACGCCCGAAGCCUUCUUUCCGCUUCUGUUCGUUUGAAUGACAUUGGUCCAUAUAAUGCUCAGCAAAUCUUACUGCACGCUGUACGCCCAUUGGUAGCAGCUGAAGCCAGCCAGUGCCGUAGUCUGACUACAGGAAUAAUCCCUCAUCUCAUCGAUGACAGUACAUUCGAUGAAACAAUUCAAGGACCAGCAAAUACUUGGCCUCUGGGCGAGAUAUUAGCCGCCAGGCAUGACCUACAGCAUUCACGGAUUUUCAACAGCUAGCUUAACCCAAGCAACAUCACUACCUAGGGGCGAGAAAACGAUGUCCCCUCCGCAGUAUACGGAUAAUCAUUGCCAGAAGCGUCACUUGCGACCCUUGGUCGGCGUGACUGGAACAAAUACUACCUCGUCAUCAGAAUUAAACCCCUCCCCUUGUGAGCUGAUGCUCUUCAAUAGUAGAAUGUCGGGAGAACUGCUUGGCAAAUCCCACACUUCCUCUUCCU